This is a messenger RNA of Durusdinium trenchii, 942 nucleotides long. The record is from the annotation of a GenBank genome assembly. NCBI's taxonomy places the organism in Eukaryota, Dinophyceae, Suessiales, Symbiodiniaceae.
CCGCUUUUAAAAUUUUGACAAACAACGGCCCCGGCACUGACAGCCAUGUUUUGGCUGGCUUUGAUUGUGCCCGUGGCAUUGCUUAUGCUCCUUCGGCUAUUUGCUGCCGACGUCUACGAUGCUGUGAUUGUGUGGAUGACUGCGCGGUGGUACCAGGCUGUUUUCCAAAGACUCGAACGAGGAGAUCGAAUCCUUGAUGUGGGAAUUGGAACUGCCACCGCCUUGGUCAAAAACAAGGCGGAGCUUCUGCAGCGGCGCUUGUCGGUAAUUGGGAUCGAUUACGAGGCUGCCUAUGUCCGAAAGGCCGAGGCUGUGCUCAAAAUGGCAGAUCUCUGGUGUCCAGCGCCGGAAGGUACCGAGGGAUACCGAUCUGGAGAGUUUUAUUGCCGUGUGCUCGAGAAAUCAAUUUACGACGAAGGUUUGUCAGAGCUCUGCUAUGAGGCAUGCGAUGGCAAGCCACAGAAGGGAAGUUCCAUUCCAGAGGAUUUGCGAUUCGACGCAGUCUAUUUCUCCGGUUCUUUAACAGUAAUGCCAGAUCCACCUGCUGCGCUCAUAGCAGUGCUGCCUCUCAUGAAGAGCGGUGGCCGCGUUUUCAUUACCCAGACCUUUCAGAAAAAGCAUUCUCCCCUGAUGGCUUUCAUCAAGCCUUUGAUGAAGUACAUUACAACAAUCGACUUUGGACAGUUGACAACUGAGGAAGACCUGGAACGAAUCAUUGCGAGAGCAGAUUGCUUCGAGACUAUUGAGAAUGAACCCAUUUCCAAUUCAAUCAACAACCAUGUGCAGACUGCGAGACUCGUCAUCCUCAAGCCGAAGAAGGCGUGAGUGUGCUCGUGCUCUUCCUGACCAACUUCUCAACAAGAGAAGCCAAAAUAGUUCGAACAUGGGUUGGGCCAACAGGAGCCUGACCAACUCAAUUCUUAUGUCCAGAGCUUGGCAUUG